Molecule: messenger RNA, 9017 nt
Organism: Beta vulgaris subsp. vulgaris (sugar beet)
Lineage: Eukaryota; Viridiplantae; Streptophyta; Magnoliopsida; Caryophyllales; Amaranthaceae
Exons: 2
Coding region: 587-1621 (344 amino acids)
Source: RefSeq, a predicted model, not a curated record
UGAUAUAUGUUUACUAUACAAAUAUUUUAUUAUUUUAUUGAUUUAUUUGUAGGUAAAAUUAGAAGAAAGAAAAAAACAAAAGAAAGGAAGUAUGACACACAAAUGAUGAAGCCCAAUGUGUCCUACAGCUACACACAUACAUCUAAAGAAUUAAAAGUUUGGAAGCUGGGCCAAGGAAAAACACGCAGCAUUGUGAGUGAGAGGGGGAGCUAUGAAGGAAAUUGGAGAACACAGCAGACAAACGAAACCAACCAAGAAAUCAGGCGGCACAAAAUCAAGAAGCUGAAUUAAUCAAAUCUAAUAAGAUAGAAUAUUAUCUUUUAGAUUCUUAUCUUUGGAGAUGAUGAACGAGAUUUGCGGAACAGUUUUGAUGAUAAAUAGAGGAGAACAGAACACAUAGAGGGAUAUAGCCGAUUGGGGAGAAAAACGCAACGAGCAGACGAAUCUAAUUCAUCUGUCAAAUUGGAAAAUUGAAAAAACAGCUCGAGCACUAAAGAAACAGAAGAAGUUGUUGUCCUUGGAACAACAACAGAAUCUUAAUUUCAAUUUUUUAUUUUCUGAAGUAAGUGACACAAAUUCGGAAAACAUGGGAGACGAAGAUGCUACAAAAUCUUUGCGUGAUUUUGCUAUCUCGAAUGCUAGCGGAGCAGCUUCAAGUAUUGUAAGACCUACUAUCGCUGCUAAUAACUUUGAGCUUAGUCCCGCUUUAAUUCGAGUAAUUCAACAAGAUCAAUUUAGUGGACUAGAUAAUGAAGACCCUAAUGACCAUAUCACUACUUUUCUUGAAAAAUGUGAUACUUUAAAGCUAAAUGGAGUGACUGAUGAUGCUAUCAGACUUGGUUUAUUUCCGUUCUCACUUAAAGAUAAAGCUAAAAAGUGGUGGAAAUCUAAUCCACCUAAUUCAUUUACAACAUGGGCCGCAUUAUCUCAAGCUUUUCUCAGUAAAUAUUUUCCUCCUGGAAAAACUGCUAAGUUUAGAAACGAUAUAAUUAGUUUUGUUCAACUUGAUGAGGAGUCUUCAUAUGAAGCAUUGGAAAGGUUUAAAGAUUUACAACGUAAAUGUCCUCAUCAUGGUGUUCCUGAUUGGUUGCUUGUGCAAACUUUUUAUAAUGCUCUUAAUGAAUCUGUUAGAAUAACUAUAGAUGCAGCCGCCGGAGGUGCAAUAAUGGGUAAAACUACUGAAGUAGCUAAUAGGUUACUUGAAGAGAUGGCUUCGAAUAAUUAUCAUUGGUCUAACAAUAGGGGUAAACCAAAGAAUACCGCUGGUAUGUAUGAAGUAGAAGGAAUUAACAUGUUAAAUGCAAAAGUUGACAACUUAGUCAAUUUGUUUACUAAAAUGAGUAAUGUCAAUUCUGUGUCUACUAUUAUACCAUGUAAUAUGUGUGCAGGUGCUCAUUUAAGCGGUGAAUAUGCUAAUGUGGAGCAAGCUCAAUAUGUUUCUAAUUUUAAUAGACACCCACAAAAUGAUCCUAUUCUAAUACUUAUAAUCCAGGCUGGAGAAACCAUCCUAAUUUCUCUUGGAGGAAUCAAGGAAAACAAAAUGUUAAUGUUAAUUCAAAACAUCCACCUGGCUUCCACCAAAAACAACCUCAACAAGAAAAUAGACCAUCAUGGGAACUAGCUAUUGAAAAAUUGGAUAAUACUACUUCUGAAAGAAUUGAAAAGUUAGAAAGGAAAGUAGAUCAGAUUGCUAUUUCUAAUAGAAAUGUAGAACUUCAACUUGGACAAUUAGCUAAUGCCAUUAAUUCAAGGAGUCAAGGAUCUUUGCCUAGUAAAACAGAUGUAAAUCCUAAAGAACAUUGCAAAGCCGUGACCUUAAGAAGUGGUAAGCAACUAACACAAGUAGAAGAGUCAAUUGACAAAAGUAAGGGAGUUAAGGAAAAUGAAAAGGAGGGUGAGGAACACGUUGAAACUGAACAUGAAAAAUCACCUUCUCCACCCCUGCCAAACCUUAUGUGCCUCCUAUCCCCUUCCCUCAAAGGCUUAAAAAGAAUAAAACGGAAUCAAUAUGAAAAGUUCAUGAACAUGUUUAAGCAAUUGCACGUUAAUAUUCCAUUUGCCGAUGCUUUGACCCAAAUACCUGCAUAUGCUAAGUUUCUAAAGGAUUUAUUGCUAAAAAGAGAAAAUUGGAGGAUUAUGAAACUAUUGCCUUGACUGAGGAAUGUAGUGCCGUAAUUCAGAAUAAACUUCCUCCAAAAUUGAAGGACCCAGGAAGCUUUUCUAUUCCUGUCACUAUAGGUGAAAUAAAUUUUUCUAAAGCUCUAUGUGAUUUGGGUGCGAGUGUAUCUCUUAUGCCACUAACUAUUUGCAAAAAGUUAGGAUUAACGGAUAUAAAAUCUACUACUGUUUCAUUACAACUUGCUGAUAGGUCAAUUAAAUAUCCGUUGGGUGUGAUUGAAAAUGUCUUAAUGAAGGUGGAUAAGUUUAUAGUUCCUGUGGACUUUAUAAUUCUUGAUAUGGAUGAAGAUGUUGAAGUUCCCAUCAUUUUAGGCAGACCCUUUUUAGCUACUGCAGGUGCUGUUAUUGACGUUAAAAAUGGAACUUUAACCUUUAAAAUUGGUGAUGAAGAGGUCAAAUUUAAUGUGUUUAAAUCUGUGAAAUUUCCUUCUUUUACUGAUCAUGUUUUUCAAGUUGAUGUGCUUGAUGAGAUAGAAGGGCAGACGACUAAUAAAGUGUUGUAUGAUGAUCCUCUCCAAGCAUUCUUAGAAAGUGCAGAUUUCGGAAGCACAGAAGUAAAUGAAAUAGCUCUGACAUUGGAGGCAUGUCCUCCAUGGUGGAAAAAAGGUAAUAACUUUGAGGAGCUCGGUAAAGGUAAGCCUCUUCCUCCCCCAUCUGUAGUACAAGCCCCUGUUUUAGACUUAAAACCACUCCCUGCCCAUCUAAAAUAUGCAUAUAUGUAAGUGAAAAUGAUACUCUGGCAGUGAUCUGCGUGUUUUAAGAGAAAGAAAAAGGGCCAUAGGCUGAACUAUUUAUGAUUUAAAAGGGAUUAGCCCUUCUGUUUGCAUGCAUAAAAUACUUAUGGAAGAUGAGUUUAAACCUUCUAUUCAAAAUCAAAGAAGGCGAAAUCCUAAUAUGCAAGAAGUAGUUAAAAAAUAAGAUUUGAAAUGGUUAGGUGCUGGAAUAAUAUAUUUUAUAUCUGAUAGUCCUUGGGUUAGCCCAGUGCAAGUCGUACCUAAAAAGGGUGGAAUCACAGUAGUACCUAAUGAUAACAAUGAACUAAUUCCUACUAGAACAGUCACUAGUUGGCGAGUUUGUAUUGACUAUAGGAAACUUAAUAGUGCAACUCGUAAGGACCAUUUUCCCUUACCUUUUUUAGACCAAAUGUUAGAGAGAGUUGCUGGACAUGAGUUUUGAUGCUUCCUUGAUGGGUACUCUGGUUUCAAUCAAAUUCCGGUAGAUCAGGAGAAAAUCACAUUUACAUGCCCUUACGGUACUUAUGCAUUUCGUAAAAUGCCUUUUGGUUUAUGUAAUGCCCCUGCUACUUUCCAACGUUGUAUGAUGUCUAUAUUUUCCGAUUAUAUUGAAAUGAUUAUGGAGCUCUUUAUGGAUGAUUUUUCUGUUUUUGGAUCCUCCUUUGAUAAUUGUUUAGUUAAUCUAUCUCUUGUCUUACAACAUUGCGAAGAUACUAACUUAGUUUUAAAUUGGGAAAAAUUUCAUUUUAUGGUACAAGAAGGUAUAGUACUUGGGCAUAAAAUUUCUGUGAAUGGUAUUGAAGUUGAUCUCGCUAAAAUUGAAGUAAUUGAAAAACUACCUCAACCUAUUAAUGUCAAGGGAAUUAGGAGUUUUUUAGGACAUGCGGGGUUUUAUAGACGUCUCAUCAAAGACUUUUCUAAAAUUUCCAAACCCUUAUGUGAUUUAUUAAAUAAAUAUAUUCCCUUUGACUUUAAUAUCAAUUGUUUAAAUGCAUUUAACAAGUUAAAGCAUGAGUUAGUUUCAGCACCUAUAGUUGUACCUCCUGAUUGGUCUUUACCUUUUGAAUUGAUGUGUGAUGCGAUUGAUUAUGCUCUUGGUGCUGUUUUAGGCCAACGAAAAGAUAAAAAGUUGCAUGUUAUUUAUUAUGCUAGUAAAAUGCUCAAUGAUGCUUAAUUAAAUUAUGCAACUACUGAAAAGGAAUUACUUGCUGUGGUUUUUGCGAUAGACAAGUUUAGGUCGUAUUUGAUUGGUUCAAAAUAGUAGUUUACACGGAUCACUCUGCUUUGAAGUACUUGUUAAAUAAAAAGGAUGCUAAACCUAGACUUAUUCGAUGGAUUCUUUUAUUGCAAGAAUUUGAUUUGGAAAUUAAGGAUAGGAGAGGUAUUGAGAAUCCAGUGGCUGACCAUUUGUCUAGCUUGAAAUUUGAUGUUGUUUCUGAUAUACCUAUUAAUGAUAUGUUUCCCGAUGAGCGAUUGCUAGCAAUAGUUAAUAUCCCUUGGUAUGCUGAUUUGGUGAAUUUUCUAGUAAGUGGUAUUAUACCCCCUAAGUUAACUUAUCAUCAGAAAAGGAAAUUCUUUUGGGAUUCUAAGCAUUAUUUUUGGGAAGAGCCUUUGCUAUAUAAAUUUUGUGCUGAUGGAAUUAUUAGAAGAUGUGUGCUUGAAGAAUAUGUUUCAAAUAUAUUGCAGCAUUGUCAUUCAUUAGAAUGUGGAGGUCAUUUUAGUACAAAUAAAACAAUUUCUAAAGUUUGGCAAUGUGGAUUUUAUUGGCCUACUAUGUAUAAGGAUUCUAGAGAGUUUGUUAGUAAAUGUGAUCGAUGCCAAAGGGUAGGAAAUAUUUCUAGAAGAAAUGAGAUGCCUUUGAAUAUUAUUCUUGAAGUUGAAUUGUUUGACCUUUGGGAAUAAACUAUAUUGGGUCCUUUCCUCCGUCCUUUAACAAUAGGUACAUACUAGUGGCAGUAGACUAUGUAUCUAAAUGGGUUGAAGCUAUACCUACUCAAACGGAUGAUUCUAAGGUUGUCAUGAAAUUUAUUAAGAAAAACAUCUUUUCUAGGUUUGGAGUUCCUAGGGCAUUAUUAAGUGAUGGAGGCUCUCAUUUUAGUAAUAAGCCACUUGACAGUCUUUUAAGGAAAUAUGGGGUUAAGCAUAAAGUAGCAUUACCAUAUCACCCCAAACUAAUGGUCAAGUUGAGCUUGCUAAUAGAGAGUUGAAGCUUAUUUUGGAGAAAACCGUCAAUAGUUCUAGGAAAGAUUGGGCUAAUAAAAUCGAUGACUCAUUGUGGGCAUAUAGGACAACCUUUAAGACACCAUUAGGCAUGUCUCCAUAUAGCAUAGUAUAUGGAAAAUCAUGUCAUUUACCUGUAGAAAUAGAGCAUAAGGCAUAUUGGGCAAUUAGAGAGUUAAAUAUGGAUCUUAAGGCUGCUGGAGCUAAUAGAUUAUUGCAAUUAAGUGAGCUAGAAGAGUUUAGGUUAAAGGCUUAUGAGAAUUCUAAGAUUUAUAAGGAGAAGACAAAACUUUGGCAUGAUAAGCAUAUAAAUCAUAAGGAAUUUAAGGUUGGACAACAAGUUUUGCUCUUUAACUCACGUCUAAAACUUUUUCCAGGAAAGUUACGUUCUAGAUGGUCUGGUCCUUUUACAAUUGUUAAAGUUUAUCCAUAUGGCUCUGUUGAACUACAAGGUGAUUCUGACACUUUUAACGUUAAUGGUGCACGACUGAAGCCUUACUUGGCUAGCGAGAUGGUGCCCAAUGCAGUGACAUACUCCUUGGAAGAUCCUUCUGAAGCAUCAAUACUAUGGUGGUCAAGCUUGCGACUUAAAACAAGCGCUACUUGGAAGGCAACCCAAGCCUUUUAAUUACUUAUUUAAAUUUUCUCGCUUAAUUCUCUUUACGCUUGUUCUUUUUGCUUUUCUUUUGCAGAUCUCAGACACUAAUAAAUGAUAAUAAAGCUGUGAUAUAACUAAAGAUGAGUCUCUAUAUGCACGUUGCUAUAUGCGGCCCUGCUUGCUGCUAAGCUACUGCUCCUGCUUGCUGCUAAGCUACUGCUCCUGCUUCUGUGGGCUCUGCUACUGUGUCUGUCACCAUUCUCACAAUAAUUGACAUAGAGUUGUUGGCUUGCUACUAAGUAUGUUGCAUGAGAGGCGUCGUCUCGCACCCCAGGUUGUUUCUCUCUAAGUCUUUUACAGUGCCACAUUGCUUCAUAAAACCCGAGUUUCUGAACAUUGAGGACAAUGUUUGAAAUAAGUGUGGGGGAGAGGCUUGAGCCCAAUUUUUUUGAAUUAUCGCUUUAUGAUUUGAUAUAUAGCGCUGGGAAUAGCUGAAGUAGAGGUUUAGGAAACAACUUUCUGAUUUGCUGUUUUGGAUAUGUUCGUUUUAUAGGGGAGGUUCUGUCAAAAUUUGCAUAGACUAUCAUAUGAAUAUUCACAUACUACAAUUGUUAUCUAACAUUGACUUCAAGGCAAUUCUAUUUGUAAAACUCGACUGAAAUGAAAAAAAAAAAUGAGUUUUUGAAAAUGAACUUUCUUACGUUUUCCAUUUUGUCGCAAGUUAAAGAGUAUUUUUGAGCUGAUAUGGAGAAUUGCAUAGUAUCAUUGUGUAAGUGUCUGGCAAGUGGUGAGACUGGUUAUUUAAGAUUUGAUUAUGAUUUACUUGGUGGACAUUUAUAACCAAUAAUGUGAGACUUUUUGAGCCUUUUAAUAGACUAAAACAUUUAUCUUAGUCUCCAUUUUUUUUUUGAGUGUAUGCUAGUUCCUGGUGAAGUAUUGACUCUUGAAUUUGCCUUGGUUUCUUCGAGACCACAUUGAAACUUGAGCAUACAUAAAAAUGAUGAAGUCAUUUGUUUGUUGAACCACAUUAAGCCUAAGCCACCUACGUUAUUAUUAUAUCCCUUUCUAAAGCCCAAGUGAGCCUUAAGCUUAAUUGUUUUGUAUAAACCGCAUUACAAGCUUAUAUCCUAAACACAACUUUUACCUAAGCUUUGAGCUAGUGGAGUAUAUGGAUGUAGUUUAAGUGAAAUUAUUUGUCGUUUAUAUAUAUGUACGUAAUAUCAUUAUUUUUCAAUUUUGUUCAGUCAAAAAAAAAAAAAAUCAUAAAUGAAACAAAAUUGAUGACAGAAUAUGAAAAGAAAAUAAAGAGAGAAAAUAAAGAAAAGGUUGAUAUUUAGAAUGAAAAUGAGUUCGGGAAAGUUUAUUAUUGGAUACACAUAUUGUUAAUAUUUGACUAGAUGGAGUUUUAAUUGUUGCUAUUACUUUUGGCCUUAUUAUAGAAUGUAUACUCCACUAGUCUUAAAGCUUUUGAGCACCAAAUCCCAAAUACUUCCUACCUCUUACUUGAGCCUUACAUUACAACCUUACUAAAGUCCUUCUGAUUUUUGUAUGCUCUAUGUCUUCUCAGUGGUGGAGAAUUGAACGAUAUGCAAAUUUAAAGAAGAAAUAUUUCAUUCCGAGUCGACUUUAUAGGUUUUGAGUGAUAAUUAUUAUGACCCCAAAUACAUGAGAGAUAUGAAUUUAUAUUUAUUUUUAUUUGCACAACUAAAGUGAGGGUUUACCAAGUUAAUUACAUACAUUACUAAAAUUUUGAAAAUGGUUGUGGUAAGAUGUGUUGAGAAUGCUAAUACAUGAAGUACUAUGCGAUUUGAAGAGUUGGUUAAUCUUUUGCUUGUUUGCUUGCGACGCAUAAGCACUGUUUUUGAACUAAAAUUGUUUUUAUAAAUUCUUUACCUAUAGUUUUGCGAAAACUUUCAGUUGUGUUAUAACCAUUUACUCCCUCCGUCCCAUAAUAUAGUGCUUACUUCUCAUUUUUCACAAGGAUUAAGAAAAAUGGAAGGAGUUUUAGUAUUUCACAAAAACAUAUAUUUAAGUAAAUGUUUUUGGGUACUUUUGUCUUGAAAGUAGUUUUUUUUCUUCUUUUUCCUUUAAAAUAAAAUGAAAGAGCAAUAAAUGUUCCUUGGAAUGGUGUAAAACAAUAAAUAGGGGCAUAUAUUUUAAAAGAAAGGUAGGGGUAUUUUGAAAAGUUUUAUGUAGGAAUGAAGGCUAAUUUAGUCCAAACAAAUUGAUAAAAAGGAAAAUAGGCACAACAUUUUGGGACACCCAAAAAGGAAUGCAAGCACUAUAUUAUGGGACGGAGGGAGUAUAAUAGAAAUUGCCUGAAAAGUCAUUCUACUGUUUCAUUUUGACAUUGGCCAGUAUUCUAUAGUCCUAGUUUGCUCGAGGACUAGCAAACCUUAAGUGUGGGGAAGUUGAGAAGUCUCUAUUUUAUACAUGAUUUUUGUCCGUUAUAUUACUUUUUAGUAUAAGUUUCGAGACUUAUAAUAGAUUUUCUUCUACUAUUUUAAUAUUAUAACAGUUGAGUUACUUGAGUAACAAAGUUGAUUUAAAAUAAGAAAUAUAUACUCAAUAAAUUACUUGUUUGAUUCUGCUACUACUUAUACAUGCUAAUUUCGCUUAUUUAAUAUUUAUAAUAUGGUAUAUGUUUACUAUACAAAUAUUUUAUUAUUUUAUUGAUUUAUAUGUAGGUAAAAUUAGAAGAAAGAAAAAAACAAAAUAAAGGAAGUAUGACACACAAAUGAUGAAGCCCAAUGUGUCUUACAGCCACCCACAUACAUCUAAAGAAUUAAAAGUUUGGAAGUUGUGCCAAGGAAAAACACACAGCAUUGUGAGUGAGAGGGGGAGCUAUGAAGGAAAUUGGAGAACACAGCAGACAGACGAAACCAACCAAGAAAUCAGGCGGCACAAAAUCAAGAAGCUGAAUUAAUCAAAUCUAAUAAGAUAGAAUAUUAUCUUUUAGAUUCUUAUCUUUGGAGAUGAUGAACGAGAUUUGCGGAACGGUUUUAAUGAUAAAUAGAGGAGAACAGAACACAUAGAGGGAUAUAGCCGAUUGUGAAGAAAUCUGUCAAAUUGGAGUUUAUUUCUCUUCUCUCUUAGUUAGUUUAUGUUUAAUUAUUAUGUUUAAUUUCAGAUUUUUAGUUUCAAUUGGUUUGUUUGAUUUAGUUUUUAUGUCUAGCUAAAUUUCUAUGUUCUAGGACUAGAUGUAGUCUUUUAUUUUUCUGUCAAUGAGUUGAACUAAGUUGUUUGGAUUGAUUUAUUUUUAUUGCAAUUUGAUAAUUUUGGUUUGA